AUGGUUGUUGCGGUUACUGCGAACCUGGCGCCAGGGAACCUUCAACAGCGGGUCCCCUGUUCGUGGAGAGCUCGGGGAGCUUCAGGUUGUGGGGCGGGGGAGCUCCUUCUCUGCAGGGGAGCUCCUACGGCACGGCGCUUGGGAGUGACAUGGCCGCUGUGCAGUGCACAGCAAAUCCAUGUACCAUCUAACACAGGCACCCACAGCACUGGUACAUCCGGAUUUCGGUCGGGGGGAACGGGAGGGCUGCGCUGUUGGGCCUCAUGUGCCGCUCUUGGUGCCUCGUGGCCGCAGCUGCGAGCGGCCCUGUCUGGGGAGUCUGCUCGCUGUCAGGCACAGCAGUGGUCUCGGGGACCGAAUGUCAGUCGACGCCAAUUGAAGGAUUCGCUGCUCUUCGGUCUCACGGGGAUGGGGUGA
Molecule: messenger RNA, 417 nt
Organism: Chaetomium fimeti
Lineage: Eukaryota; Fungi; Ascomycota; Sordariomycetes; Sordariales; Chaetomiaceae
Exons: 2
Coding region: 1-417 (138 amino acids)
Source: RefSeq, a predicted model, not a curated record